This is a messenger RNA of Colletotrichum chrysophilum, 1509 nucleotides long. RefSeq lists its product as uncharacterized. The record is from RefSeq and is a predicted model, not a curated record. Bases 1 to 1509 code for a protein of 502 amino acids. Lineage: Eukaryota; Fungi; Ascomycota; Sordariomycetes; Glomerellales; Glomerellaceae. The transcript has a single exon. Gene Ontology annotation, cellular component: nucleus.
AUGUUCAGUUGUCUCAUCCUCGACCGGUUACUAUCAUGUGGAUGCGAGCGAGUUUCCAUGGUUCGAUCCGACGACUUGCAGAUCCAACUGCCGUGUACCGAACACGCGUUCGAUCUGGGCCGGGCCGUCUACACCGGCUUCCUCCGACAGGUGGGACAAGAGAUGGAGCGCCCUAUCGACGACAGCGUUCUCAGCCGCUUUGUGCAACUCGCCGACUUUUGGGGAGACAUUACCAAGUACAGCUUUGCUGGUGGCCGCCACACGGAAGCGUAUCCCCCUUGGAAUAAGGACUCAACUUUUUAUCAGCUCAAUACCAAGGUAGAGGCCUUUUAUGCUCAUCUGCCAGAAGAGUUCACCUGGUCUAGUUCAAAUUUUUGGAAACAUGAUAACAGCAUGUAUGUGUCCUUGCACAUGCUUGGAGCCCUCUGCCGGAUCAUGCUACAUCGAGAGUACAUACCCUUCAUCGCUAUCAAAUGCGAGAAGCCAAUCGGGCCUUUGGACGAGCCAGUCUUCGAUCCCGCCAUCGUUCCGGACGACUUUUGGUAUCGAAGUGCGGAGCAGGUUUUCAAAGCUGCGCGGGAGAUCAUUGACUUGAUCAGGACAUGCCGCGACAAGCUACCUCAAUCGUCUCUUGUCAUUUUCGCCAUUUGGCAGGCGGCGUUUGUGGGAAUUUACGCGCGUCACUAUCCUCAGCUGGACACCGAAAAGCACAUGGUCAGCGAUGAAGAGAUCCAGGAACGAGCUUCAGGAGCGAUACCCGACCUCACGAAAACAGGAAACACCGGGAUCUCCUACACCGCACUGCAGAGGGUCGCUCCAUAUUUCAGCAUGGCUUCAAAUUACGUGACGUACUUCAAGGACAUGGAUCAAUACUUCACGAAGGUCUUUGUGGAUUAUACCCGGCGAAACGGUAGAAGGAGCGGCGAUGGAACACUGAGCAUUCGGUUGGGCUCGGGAGGCGGUGGGCUUGAGGAGUGGAGGGUCAAGGCCGAUAGGAUUACAAGCAAUGGUAUCAUCAUGGAUGAAGAUCGAUCUCUCGGGUACGACGCCUCGGAUGGCUCCCGAGCAAGCACUCUGGAACGCAGCUCUUCAAUGGGACCCGAGUACUCCCACCUGAGUGCCAGCGGCGGCUUGGAAAGCAGGCGAGACUCGCGACAGGCAGCCUCCUCGUUUACGGCGAUUAACAGUGCUCAAUAUCCCGUCGGGCAGGAGGGCUACCCAGGUGGCAAUAUGUCGCAGCAUUCGCCGACGCAGACAUUCGCAACAGCACCCGGGCCCCUGAGCAAUGAGGCUGCCAUGAACGCAGGCGCCGGCGGCGCGGAUGUCGCCAACAUCGAGUCAUAUGUCAACCAGCACCAGGGUCAGCGUUUUGGAAUCGCCCUCGAGGAUCUUGAAGAGUUUACUGGGCAGAUGGCUGCCGACCAAAAUAUCGGGGAUUGGGGGCCGGCGUUUUUCUCACAGGUGGCUGGAGGCAAUCCCCUGCCUCAGUUCAGUGAGAGCUAUACCUGA